This is a messenger RNA of Spodoptera exigua (beet armyworm), 1054 nucleotides long. Lineage: Eukaryota; Metazoa; Arthropoda; Insecta; Lepidoptera; Noctuidae. The record is from the annotation of a GenBank genome assembly.
AUCAGUAAGAUUACGUUCCCCUUACAGCGUGCCUCUGAAGGGACUACAGUAAGUGUUUGACUGUCAAGAAAACUAGAAGAAUGAAACUCGUACUGGUGUUGAUGCUGUGUGCCUUGGCGGCUGCAGCUCCUAAAUCUCACAAACCUGUGCCAGCGACCCAAGUCGCAGAUACGUUGGAAAGUCGCAACUUACUGGUGAACGCCUUGGUCCGUCAGCUGAUCGCGUACGUUCGCUACGUCAUCAACAACGGUUCUUCAAUCUUUAACAUACCUCCUUUGGACCCUCUGGACUUAGAGAACUACCAUCUCGAUGUUCCUGCUGGUCUUGUCAACUUGGACUUGGAACUUUCCAAGAUAUUAGUGACUGGCCUCGGUAGAUUCGUGGUGCACAAGAGUAACCUGAACCUGUCUACCCUCACCUUCGACCUUGACAUCUCCGUGCCAAUCAUUGAGGCAACUGCUGAGGAGUACGACCUUCUUGGUGAUCUCUUCACAGCCAUCCCUCUGUACGGAAAAGGAAAAGCUUUGUUCCAAGUGGAAAACUUCAGGUUCCAAGCUAAAUUAUACCUGAAACAGUCCGACGACGAGAAAUCUGUGCUCAUCGACAGAAUCGAGAACCCUUCCUUCCAAGUGCCCAACUUCAAGUCGGUAUUGACCGGAGUCAUCGGUGGAGGUGAAAUCGACGGUAUCGUGAACUCUGUCAUCGAAGAAGUCGUUAUAGACUACGUGAACAGAUUCCAAGGAGCCAUCGGCAAGACUGCCGCCUCCCUUGUCAUCUCAGGGCUCAAUCCCCUGUUGGAGCAGCUAGAUACCUGGCGUUACAUCGCAGUCCUUAUACCCAGAAGCCAAUAAACCGACCAGUAUUUUUCUAACACACCCUGUACCUGCCUAAAAUGUUGCUUCCGCAAGUUCCUAUGAGACGAUAAAAGAAAAUAAAUGAUCGACUCGAUUUUAAGAUCGAAGAAUUCUAAUUAAUUAUGAUAUUAACACAAUUAAAAUUUAUGUUUAUUUAUUUGGUGAUUUAUUUAUUGCCCGUACCUAUAUUAAUUAGAGAC